CCGUUCUCGUGUUUCCCUGUGCUUCUCUUUCGCGCGGAUCGUCGCGCUGGACGGGCACCGUCUCUGUCAAUUUGCUGUUUCCUCCACUUUUGCGUCGUUCGCGUAUUAUCUUUAACGGCGAAUCUACACCCUUGGUGCGCCUUUUCUUUUGGCCUCCUUUCUUUCCGAGCAACUGAGGCGACGUUUUGAAGGCAAUCUGGGUGUCUUCCCUCGGGCAUGGCUCUCAGGCCUCGCGAGACGAAACGAGCUGGAACUUGUGCUUGCGCCGCGACAGCGCCGAUUUCCGGCUCCCGUGGUGUCGAGGCAGAGUUUCUUCCUCACACCUGCAUCGAAGGCUGGAGCGAAUUCCCCGGCCACCAUGUCCAGGCGACGUUUGUACCAUCCCUGGCGUUUCACAGAAGAAAAAAAGGCCUCUCGAACGGACAUUUCCGUCCCUGCGCCCCGCUCUCGGCGGUUUGCGUCCCUGCUCCGAGUUUCUCGAGUGAGGCAGUGAAAAGGCAUUCGUUUCAGUCCUUCUCGUCUGCGCAAUUAUCCGCCAGACUCGUCGGCUUCUUCGAAAACCUUCUUUUCAGACGGGCGCGGAGGCGUUCCUGGGAGUCGCGACCGGCGCUUGACACUGCGGAGAGCUGCGUUCGAUCCGACAGAGGGGUCGCACACACUCUCCUUUUUACACGAAAACGCUCGCGAAACACGGGAGCGGGGAAAGUUCUGCCGAAAAGAGCUGACUGCCCGAGGCGGGAGGGGGACCAGCGUUCGCUCGAGGCUGGAAAAAAAGAAAGACACUUGCAGACGCUCGUGAGAACGCUGCUUCGACAGAGAGGACGCCAGCGGCGCUGUACUCGCGAGUCCUUCUUCGCCGUUUCGCCGUGUGAAGAGAAAGCUGGAAAAAGUUUGUGUCAAUCCUGCGGACUGACGAUCGGCUUCGCGACACAAAGCGCGGGAGUUGACCCAGGCUGACAAGCUCCGUCUGUUUUUUGUGUACGGUGUGAACCUUCGUGUAACAGUCCGCAGUUCGAGUUGAGAUGAGACCUCGACUCCGUCGCUAGUUUUGAGCGCGAACAAUUCCGACUUUUGGGGGUUGAGCGUCGCUCUUUCGCGACGACGAGGGUGUUUUGACGCAAGUUGCGCGUUUGUGUCUCCAGUUUUUUGCGUUUCGUAUCGACUCUCGCGAGAGCUCCAGAACGCGCGAACACAGGCCGCCGACUCUCGCCUCCUUGACAUUCUUCUGCUUCUUUUCAAGAGCCCGGCGACACCGUCACUUCACGAUGGCUGACAUCCGGACUUGUGCGGAGGCGUUUUUUGCUUUUUUCCUUGCCGUUUCCCUGCCUUUUUGCGGAUCCGCAAGCGGAGCCACAGCCCAGAAUUCAGUGAAGGUCGACAUCCUCUACGAAUCGAAAUGUCCUUUCUGCUUCUCGUGGCUGAAGGAGGAACUGCACCCUGCUGUCGAGCACCUCGGCGAUGAUGUCCUCCGAAAAGCGAACAUCGUUUUCGAUCCCCUGCCCUUCGGCAACGCGAAGGAAAUCCCUGAUGGAAAAGGAGGUUUUUCCUUCGAGUGUCAGCAUGGACAGUCGGAGUGCUACUUGAACAAAGUGGAGGCUUGCGGCCUGAGCAUCAUCGGCCGCGAACAAGUGAAGGCAUGGUCGGAAUGGCUCUUGUGCGUGGAGGCGGCGUCUGCCUUUCCUCCGGAGCUUCGCGUUUCCGCGCCCCCGGUUUCCUCGCCGCUUCUGGGGCAACAUCUUCUGCUUCUCUCUCGCUUUUCGCGCCAACUUCGCUCGACGUCCGCUGUGCCUGCACCCUCCGCAGCGGCCUGGGUGGCCUCGCUCUCCCCUGCUCAGCGCGAGGAAAUUGCAGAUACUCUCCGGGCGUCUCGACAGCUUGCGCGAGACACCGACGCAGGUACGGUGAACGGCGGCCCAAGCGCCGGCGAGAACGAAGCAGAAGCAGAAGGCCAAGCAGACGAACGGACAGAAGAAGGAGCGAAAGGAGAUCACGAACUUGCUGAGCGUUUGAAGGACAGUCAAUACAACUGGCUGCUGUGUCCGGUCCCUACGGACAACAUGUUUAGAGACAUCCUCGCGAUUCUGGCCUGCGCCGAGACGGCAGAGGGGGACAAGUUGGUGCAUGCAGUGGCUGCUCGCACCGGCGCCCACGACUACGUUCCAUGGGUCCGAGUCAAUGGAGAGCAUUCGGAGGCGGCAGAGAACUCGCUGAGAUGCGCACUGUGCCGCGCUGUAGAUCUCUCACACGUUCCGGAGAAAAUGCAGGAGUGGUGCAAGCAAGAAGAAGACGCCUGCAUGCAACGCAGCAGCAACGGCCGUUGCUUCCGAGCAGACUCCGUCACGCUUUCUCUUGCCUCUGAGGAGACGCGCGACGCCAGGCUGCGGGUCAGGCGACAGCGGGAGGCGUAGAGAGUUUUGCUCGAACGCGACCGCUGGGGCGCGCGCCGGCUCCCGAGAGGCUGGGAAAAAAAGGACGCAAGUCGAGUCUCGUGGAUCAAGAUCGAACGCCCGUCCAGCAGACGAGAAGCGUCGGGGGUCAAGAGCCUGAAGGGUGACCAGGCAGUCUGAAGACCUGAAGACGCGCCAAAUCAGUUUGGGAACGCGCAGACAGAGGCUGCGGAGAAGCACGAAGAAUACAGGGAGGAGGGAGAACGCGCAAGUGCAGCGUGACCGUCUUUCUCCUUUUUUGUUUCAGUGAGAAAAAUGGAGCUCGUGAGGCGUCCGAAAGGGCCAGCAGCGGAUGGGAUGCUCUCCACCAAGAGACGCAGGGAUGGCGACAGAGAAACGAGGGAGAGGCAGCGCGCUGGACUGAGCAAAGACGCGUACGCUGCCGUCCCAACGAAUUCCAGUUCAGACACGAUGGAUGCAGGAUCCGCCAGGAAACGCUUCUUCGGGAGACUGGCCGUUACACACCAUGAAAUGGAUUCGUAGGUUUUUCUGUGCGCAACUGCAAGUGCGUUCUGCAGCUCCUGCUUUUGGAGAAAGGGUAGUUUCGUUCUCUGAAACGUCUCGCGACGAGACGAAGGAAGCAGCUCGCGAAGACAGUCCAGAGUCCACUGCGACCCACUCUGGAGUGUGUUGUGCGCGUUCCUGAAACUCCUGGAAAUCGGUUUAGGAAGACUGGCGAAAAGAUCGAAAUGCCGAUGUCUGCCACUGGCAACGUCGUGGACGAGGCGAAGCGCGCAAAGGGCGCGAUUCGACGUUUUGCCUACGGAAACAGAAACGACGCGUUUUUCGGUUUUUCUCGGAACAUAAAAAAAAGAGGUGCCUUCUGUCUCGCCGUUCACCAGUGUGUGUUGUGUUCAUACACCCCAGAGGCCGAGGGCCAGGGCAAGCAAGGCCGCCUGCCUGGUUCAAGGCCGCAGGCGUCUCGCGUUGUUUCGAACUCCGCCAGAAGACGUCGCCAGAAGACGUCGAGACUGAAACGAAUUGUCAACUCAGACGUGAUCCGGCAUGCGCCGGCCUCUGGCAUAGAGACACCGUGUGGGCUGCUCUCUGAAAAACAAAGCGACUGCACUCGCUGCUGUCUGAACUCCCCCCCUCAGUAACGGCACCACCGCGUCGCGCCUCAGAGCAACGAAACUGCAAACCUGCGCCUGCCUUCGCGCCUCUGUGCGUCGGCGGACUUGUCUCGAGGCCGAGAGAGUGAAACGAACGCAAGGGUGGAGCCGAGAGAGCGAGCAGAAACAUGAAAAGGAUUGAGAAAUGUUCGUUUCGGACGGAGCGACGGAGACAGAAGAAAAGCCGAGGAACUGAAAGUCCGACGUGAACGCGCCAGAGGUGCGAAGAACUCGUGUGACGUCAAAUACCAAUUGGACGGGGAAAAGCUCAAGCGCGACAGAGUGAACGAGCAAAAGGCUCUUUGGACACAAAGCUCCGCAUGCACAGAUGCUUGCACACUGAAAAAAACAGGAAACCCAACGAGACGUCCGCGGCACCAACCGAUGCAUGCAGCCUUUGAAGCUCACAGACCAAGCAGCAAAAACGAGACGACCGCGACGCACUCGCCCGGCUCUCCAGACGGCUGCGCAAAGCCCCGAGCAACGCCAGGCACGGCGACCUUACGCAGCUACGCUCAUAUACGCAUACACGAAAACAAGAACAGACAGAUCCACACACUGUCACUAUAUCGCUGCAUGCAGAUGAUGCGAAUGUGCAUUCGCUUUUCGUAGAGAAAUGCCCAUAGAUUGCCAAGGAGACACGCAUGGCACCCAGAAAGACUGCGAC
Molecule: messenger RNA, 4226 nt
Organism: Toxoplasma gondii ME49
Lineage: Eukaryota; Apicomplexa; Conoidasida; Eucoccidiorida; Sarcocystidae
Product: gamma interferon inducible lysosomal thiol reductase (GILT) protein
Exons: 7
Coding region: 1266-2408 (380 amino acids)
Molecular function (GO): oxidoreductase activity, acting on a sulfur group of donors, disulfide as acceptor
Source: RefSeq, a predicted model, not a curated record